Xiphophorus hellerii (green swordtail) is the source of this 765-nucleotide messenger RNA. RefSeq names its product smx5 (gene lsm2). NCBI's taxonomy places the organism in Eukaryota, Metazoa, Chordata, Actinopteri, Cyprinodontiformes, Poeciliidae. Gene Ontology annotation, biological process: mRNA splicing, via spliceosome. Gene Ontology annotation, molecular function: RNA binding. The record is from RefSeq and is a predicted model, not a curated record. The transcript is spliced from 6 exons. Gene Ontology annotation, cellular component: precatalytic spliceosome; Lsm1-7-Pat1 complex; P-body. Bases 91 to 378 code for a protein of 95 amino acids.
UCUGGCUCCCCCUGGUGGAGCCGGUCAGUCAAUGCAGCCUGAAACGUCAUCAACAGAAGACGCGCUGCCUCCAAAAGACCACAAGCAAGAAUGCUUUUCUACUCGUUUUUCAAGUCUCUGGUGGGAAAGGACGUGGUGGUGGAGCUCAAAAACGACCUGAGCAUCUGUGGAACGCUUCACUCUGUUGACCAGUACCUGAACAUCAAGUUGACAGACAUCAGCGUCACAGAUCCAGAGAAAUAUCCACAUAUGCUGUCGGUGAAAAACUGCUUCAUCCGUGGAUCGGUGGUCCGGUACGUCCAGCUGCCGGCCGACGAGGUGGACACGCAGCUGCUCCAAGACGCGGCGCGAAAAGAAGCCAUGCAGCAGAAGCAGUGAUGGGGUCAUAGGUGCAUUCCCGAUUAUGGAAAUUUGCAGAGCGGGGUUGGUUGUCUCGAACCCGCAGGACGUUUAGCAGUCUUCAUCUGAUUCUUUUAGUUCAAACAACAGAGGACCGUGUUUGUGUUGACGUUUCCGGUUUAAAAUUAUAAAAAUUGUUUUUUGUUUGGUUGGUUUUUUUUUACAAAUAAGGUUACAAUAUUUUAAUCCUUAUUUCAUUUUCUUCGUUAAGAAAUUCUCCUGCCUUUUCGCCUCAACUUGUAGAUUUUUUUUUUUUUUAAAUUGUUUUUGGAAAAAUACUUUGGUGUGUCAACAUCAACUAUGACCGUGGAAGAAGUCAUUUUGUAAUUAUGUGUAUUUUUUGGAAAUAAAGCUAAAAUGUCAUUA